Molecule: messenger RNA, 1317 nt
Organism: Laetiporus sulphureus 93-53
Lineage: Eukaryota; Fungi; Basidiomycota; Agaricomycetes; Polyporales; Laetiporaceae
Product: small subunit of carbamoyl phosphate synthase
Exons: 3
Coding region: 1-1317 (438 amino acids)
Biological process (GO): 'de novo' pyrimidine nucleobase biosynthetic process; L-arginine biosynthetic process; L-glutamine metabolic process
Cellular component (GO): carbamoyl-phosphate synthase complex; cytoplasm
Molecular function (GO): carbamoyl-phosphate synthase (glutamine-hydrolyzing) activity
Source: RefSeq, a predicted model, not a curated record
AUGUUUUCUCGCUGUAUCAUCCGCGUACCUCGUUUCCAUCGAGGCCUAGCUACCCAUGCGAGCGUGCCUGUCAGCACCUCGCACCCUGCCGUUCUGCAUUUGAAGACAGGACAGUCGUUCGCAGGCCGUUCUUUUGGUGCACCUUGUAGCGUGUUCGGCGAGACGGUGUUUUCCACCUCAAUCACUUCUUACACUGAGUCCAUGACCGACCCGUCCUACCGAGGCCAAAUCCUCGUCUUCACCACGCCACUUAUUGGCAAUUAUGGCGUCCCCAGCAAUAUCACUCCAGUGAACUCGCAAGAUGUUGGCGUUACCUUGGAGUCGUCCACCGUCCAAUGCUCAGCAGUUGUGGUCGCCGACCUCGCCGAGCGUUUCUCACAUCACGCGGCCGUGGAAUCCCUCGCCGCAUGGUGUGCCCGCAAUGGCGUCCCUGGCAUCACGGGUGUAGAUACACGAGCCAUCACUACCCUUCUUCGUGACCAGGGUACCACUCUCGGUCGUCUCGCUGUUGGUGAAGACGCCACUCUUCCCCCUCCGAAACCCGAGGAAUACUGGGACCCGACGACCGAGAACCUCGUCGCGCAGGCCUCCACGAAAACGCCGUACGAACUCAACCCCACUGGUGACGUGAGAGUCGCUGUGCUUGAUUUUGGUGCCAAGGCGAAUAUUCUGCGCUCGCUCGUCCGGCGGGGCGCCGCGGUCACCGUUCUGCCGUGGAAUUUCGACUUCAACACGAUCCGCGACCGCUACGAUGGCCUUUUCCUCUCGAACGGGCCCGGCGAUCCGAAUCACUGCAUGCCCGCUGCGCUCAACCUUCGCCGCACGCUUCGCGAGUGGAACAAACCCAUCUUCGGCAUCUGUAUGGGCCAUCAGGUUAUCGGCAUGGCUGCCGGCCUCGACGCGUACCGCAUGAUGUUCGGUAACCGCGGGCACAACCAGCCUGUGCUCGCGCUUGCGUCGUCGGGAAGCAUCAAGGCAGGACGCGUAUACGUAACGAGCCAGAAUCACCAGUACGCACUCCGCCUGCAAGACCCGUUCCCUGACGGCUGGGAGCCGUUCUUCAUCAACUGCAAUGAUUCGAGCGUGGAGGGUAUAAAAAGCACUGCGGAUUCCGGCAGGAAAGUCUGGGGUGUGCAGUUCCACCCUGAAAGCGCGGGCGGUCCUCUCGACACCAUCGAAAUGUUCACAGACUUCGUUACAGAGUGCCGUGCGAACAAGCUGCAACUCGGACUCCACACCGAUGGCAUGAUAGGCGGAAAAAACGAGGUGCCCACGUUGGCACCGGACAUUCCUCGACGAGUUGCAGUUGCCGCAUGA